Molecule: messenger RNA, 810 nt
Organism: Triticum turgidum subsp. durum (durum wheat)
Lineage: Eukaryota; Viridiplantae; Streptophyta; Magnoliopsida; Poales; Poaceae
Source: the annotation of a GenBank genome assembly
AUGGUGCGGGAGGUGCGCGCGGUGGAGCGGCAGGCGGAGGCCGUGGCCGCGAGGUUGUCGGCCGAGGCGGAGGCGCUGCGCGCGGACGCCCGUGCGCGGAUCGGCCUCGGGGAGGAGCUCAUGCGGCUGCUGCUGCGUCUCGACGGCGUGCACGGCGCCCGGGAGUACCGCAGGAGGGUCACCCGGCGUGUGCUCGCGCUCCAGGACGCCGUUGACGCGCUCGAGGCCAUGUCGGCGGUGGUGACCGCCAAUGCGACGGAAGUUCAGGAUGCAGCGGACGAAGCAGAGGAUGGGAUAGAACCGGAGUUGGAGCUGCCGAUUGAGGACAACACUGCGGCGGAUUCUCUGGAUGCCGAGACAACCGACAUGGCGGCGAUGGAGGUUGACGCGGCGAGUACCGUCGUUGUUGACGAGGACGGCCAGAUUGAGACCGAACUGGUGGCGGAAGUGGAGAAGGCCUCGGAGGCGGAGGGCGAGUGGGAGAUGGUGGCCACGGGGGACGGCGACGUCUCCACUGGCGAGGAGGACCAUGCACCACCCGAGGCACUGCAGCAGCAGCAAGAACCAGCAGGAGAGGAGAAGAAGACGGUGACCACCGGCGGGCUGGACGCGAAGAAACUAAUGGAGAUGGUGGCGGCGCUGUGCGAACGGAGCGCGCAGCAGUGCGCUCUGAUUGGUGCCCUGGCGGAGCGGGUCGACACACUGGAGCGCGCCGUCCGGCGGGUGGAGGAGGCUGACCGGCGCCGCCGGAGGAACAAGAAGACCAACAAGGACGGCAAGAAGAACACAAGUAGCUUCUACAGCGACUAG